CGUGUUGCAACACGUCCCGGCAGCGCAGGCAGGUCCCAGACGAGCACGUUAUGAGCCGUCUCUGAUCUUGCUGUAGUGGGAAAGGUACAGGCUGAAUGGGUUUGCUGGGCUUCGUUCCAGUCUGUAGAGCGUCCCAGCUUGGUGGGGCUGAAGGAGGAGUUGAUGGACGUGUGUGAGGCUUCAGGCUCUGUCUGGAGUAAAGUGGCACCACAGAUGUCAGGGGACAGUGUGUUUCCAAGAGGCAGGAAUGAGGUGGCUUCCCUGGUGAGGUGGAUAAGGAGUUAGUGAGUCACAGCAGGUUCGUUCCCAGCUCUGCAGAGGUGUGGCUGGUGCCAUCAGAGAACACGAGAUCUCAGGUGACUUAGAAAACACCAGAAAAUAGAGAGAACAUCUUCCCAGUGAGGGUGUCUGCGCUUGAGGAGCUUCUCACUUGGAAGAAGGCUGCUUUUAAUUAAAAGGCAGUUUAGUUAGUUAUCCUCCCGAACCGCAGAGAGCUGCUGGUGCACUCGAGGGCAACCGCUGGCACCGUGGCAAUGCUGCUGCUCCGCGUCUCCUCUUCUCACACCUCUGCUGUGCCAGGGAGCGGGAAUGUGGGACACUGCUCUUCCUCUGGCCUCCAUGUCCCGUGGCUUCAGUAAAUUGUAGUUCCUCUGGUAGAAGGUGAGUCUCAGAAGGAUUUUUAAUACCUGAGAGAAACCAUUUUAGAGGUUAUGGGCACCUGGUUUUGGUGUCUGGGUCAUAAAGAAGCUUUCGCUGUCGUGGUGGAUGUGUCUGUCGCGUGCCCUGGAGGUCAGGGAUCGGAAAUUGGAAGCCUCAGGUGUGAAAUUGUCCUGUUCUUACUUCGUGCUGGUCCACUUCAAUGCUUAGGGACUAGGUUUUCCUGGGGGGAAGGACAUCUUCAGUGCAGAGAGGGGCAUUUAUCCCCUGCCUCUCAGUCUGCCUCAAGCACCCAAAACUCCUGGAGUGGCGAAUGAGGCCUCCAGUCACCACAUUCUUAUUCCCUGAGCGGGUGCUGCAGGAGCAGCCCUACCUGCGUGCUGCUGUCAGAGGCACGAGCUUGCCAGGGGCCCAUCCUGUGAUCUCCGGGUGAUUCAGGCUCCUCUUCCUGUCCCCGCUUCCUCUGUGCUCAGUCUCCGGAGCUGCCGGGCUCCGUGGAGCCCCCCUGGUGAAGCACUGUGCGGACUGGGAUCCAUCCUGGGCAUGAGUGACCAGGCUUGUCCCCAGCUCUGAGCCACCGGAGCCACCGGAACGGGGCCAGGAUGCCGAUCCCGCCGCCGCCGCCGCCCGGGCCCCCGCCGCCUCCCACCUUCAGCCAGGCAAACACAGAGCCACCGAAACUGAGCCGAGAGGAGCAGCGGGGCCGUGGGGCCCUCCUGCAGGAUAUCUGUAAAGGGACCAAGCUAAAGAAGGUGACACAAAUCAAUGACCGGAGCGCACCGAUCCUAGAGAAGCCUAAGGGCAGUGGUGGCGGCUGCAGCUACAGCUCUAGCUCAGCUGCGAUCCAGCCAAAGGGCGGCCUCUUCCAAGGCGGCGUUCCCAAGCUGAGACCUGUGGGAGCGAAGGACAGCUCAGACAGCUCCGGUAAGCAAACCCUGCAAGUCCCUGGCUCCAGAGCAGCCGCGCCCAGGCCCCCGGUGCCGGCCACCAACAACCGACCUCAAGACGAUGCUGACAACAGCCGGGGCUCGCCGCCGGAGCUGCCGCGCACGCAGAGGCCAUCGCUGCCGGACCUGUCCCGGCCCAAUGCUGCCGGCAGCACUGGCAUGAAGCACAGCUCGUCUGCCCCCCCGCCCCCCCCGCCAGGCCGCCGCGCUGCUGCCCCUCCGGCGCCCCCCCCAGCACACAGCGCCAAGGUCUCACCCUACAACCGGGAGAAGCCGCUGCCGCCCACCCCGGGACAGCGCCUGCCCACCAGCAGGGAUGGACCCCCGGCCCCGCCACCCAUCAAACCCCCACCCUCCCCAGUCAACAUCCGGACUGGGGCAGGGGCUCAGGGCCAGUCUCUCGCCCCCCCGCCACCCCCUUAUCGACAACCCCCCAGUGUCCCCAAUGGCCCUUCCAGCCCCAUCAACGAGUCCGCCCCGGAGCUGCCGCAGAGACACAAUUCCUUGCACAGGAAGACACCAGGCCCUUUGCGGGGCCUGGCACCGCUGCCACCCUCUUCAGCCUCCCCGUCUCUCCAGAGCAGUCGCCCCCCUCCACCAGCCAGAGACCCCCCCAGCCGGGGAGCAGCUCCACCGCCCCCUCCGCCACUGCUGCGCAAUGGGGGGCGUGAUGCCCCCCCCCCUCCACCCCCCUACAGACUGCACGGCUCCACCGAGCCCCCCAGCCGGGGGAAGCCGCCGCCGCCACCCACGAGGACUCCGGCAGGGCCGCCGCCGCCGCCACCACCGGUGCGCAACGGGCACCGGGACUCCAUCUCCACCGUCAGAGCAUUCCUGGAUGACUUUGAAUCCAAAUAUGCCUUUCAUCCCGUUGAAGACUUCCCAGCCCCAGAAGAAUAUAAAUACUUCCAGAGAAUCUACCCCAGCAAAACAAACAGAGCUACUCGUGGGGCCCCCCCUCUGCCCCCCAUCCCCAGGUGAAAGCGGGCUGCACACACGGAUUGUUCCUGAGCAGACACACGGAGACCUCCUUCCCCUUCCUCGGCCGGACCCUCCCCACCUCCCUGCAUGAGAAACUCCUGUUUCCACCAUUUUUGGUUUUCCCAGGACGAGCAGCUUCCCGCAGCCCAGCUCUCUCCACCCUCAUCUAUGCAUCUCCCCCGGGACACGGUGACCGUGCUGGCGAGCCCCGAUGGGACCUUUCCUCCUCCCUCAUCGCAGAUCCCAGGUUCCUAGUGUCCCGCUGCAGCUUGGGAGCCAGACACAAAGACUUGGGGCAGAGCUGUCGGGACCAGGGGUGUCUCAGUGCCCGACUCCCUGGGGCAGAGCUGGGAUAGGGCAGCAGCUGGAUGUGCUGCGGGGUCACUGGCAGAGCGAGGGGCAGCCAGGGUAUUCGGAUGGAGCUUCCUUAUCCUGGCACAGCCGAUUGCUGUUUUGCACAGGAACCAGCGGAGGAGCAGGGGGUGAGUGGGACCCUCCAGAGACACCCCAGUGAGGCUGGGGGGGGGACCCCCCUUCCUGCUCCCCCCAGAACCGCUUCACACAGCUCUGGGUUUGGAUGGGGUGGGGAGGUGCCCGGCUUUUAACGCUGGAUUCCCGAACUGGAGCGUUUUAACGGGAAAACACUAAUUAUCCAUGGAGCAAACUGGGGCUGCUGUUACUGGGGGGGUGGUAUUUGUUCUCUUAGGUGGCGGGGGGGCCUCCGGCUGACGUUUUGCCUUACCCCUGCCCCUGUCCUGCUGUUGGUACUGGGCUGGUUUCUCUGGAAUUCCUCGCCGUGCUGGGGGGGGGGCUGCCGGACAUUAACCGUAUUUACUGAUCUCUUUUGUACUACCAGAGGUGGGGGGGGCCGUUGCGGGUGUACUAACCCCUCCCCUCUACCUGUUCUGGGGUUCGUUUGGGGUUUCUAUGAAGGUGGAGCGAGGCGGGGUGAGGGGCUGCGCUGCAGGACGAGCCCCUCCCUCUGUAAAUAAGGGUUCAAUACAAAGGUUCUCCCCCAGCGCUGGCUGCCCCCCCCCCGCGGGGGCUGGGUCAAGAGGGGACAGAAUUAACCCCGAGGAGCUGGAAAUGGCAUUUAAAUAAAAGUAAUAAAGAAA
Messenger RNA from Strigops habroptila (Kakapo), 3700 nucleotides. RefSeq names its product WAS/WASL interacting protein family member 2 (gene WIPF2). The transcript has 8 exons. The coding region runs from base 1260 to 2585 and encodes 441 amino acids. The record is from RefSeq and is a predicted model, not a curated record. NCBI's taxonomy places the organism in Eukaryota, Metazoa, Chordata, Aves, Psittaciformes, Psittacidae. Gene Ontology annotation, molecular function: actin binding.